Molecule: messenger RNA, 825 nt
Organism: Fusarium keratoplasticum
Lineage: Eukaryota; Fungi; Ascomycota; Sordariomycetes; Hypocreales; Nectriaceae
Product: Catalase-peroxidase
Exons: 5
Coding region: 1-825 (274 amino acids)
Biological process (GO): hydrogen peroxide catabolic process; cellular response to hydrogen peroxide
Cellular component (GO): cytosol
Molecular function (GO): catalase activity; heme binding
Source: RefSeq, a predicted model, not a curated record
AUGCACGGCAUCUCUUCAGCUUGGCUGCUGCUAGCCUCGGGCGUCUUGCCUCUGGUGGCUGGUGACGGCUGUCCUUUUGCCAAGAGGGCCACCGACUCUGGUUCUGACUUGUUCCCUCCAAGGGAGAUUGCGGAAGACUUUGGACGAUGCCGUGUCGCUGGUAAUGCUGCCGGUGCUGGUACUCGAAGCCGUGACUUUUGGCCCUGUCAGUUGAGGCUCGAUGUGUUGCGUCAGUUCUCGCCUCAGAUUAACCCAUUGGGCGAGGAGUUUGACUAUGUGGAGGCGUUCAAGACGCUUGACUAUGAGGCUCUGAAGAAGGAUCUGCACAAGCUCGUCACAGAUUCACAGGAUUGGUGGCCUGCUGACUUUGGCCACUAUGGAGGUCUGUUUAUCCGUAUGGCCUGGCACAGCGCUGGCACCUACCGCGCCAUUGACGGCCGUGGUGGUGGUGGCAUGGGUCAACAGCGUUUUGCUCCCCUCAACAGCUGGCCCGAUAACCAGAACCUUGACAAGGCUCGCCGCCUUCUCUGGCCCAUCAAGCAAAAGUAUGGCAACAAGAUCUCUUGGGCCGAUCUUAUCCUCCUCGCCGGCAACGUCGCCCUCGAGUCUAUGGACUUUGAGCCUAUUGGCUUUGGCGCUGGCCGUGCCGAUACCUGGCAAUCUGACGAAUCCGUCUACUGGGGUGCUGAGACCACCUUUGUCCCCAAGGGCAACGACGUCCGCUACAACGGCAGCAAGGAUGUUGUCGAUCGCGCCGACAAGCUCGAGAAGCCUCUAGGGGCUAUCCGGACACGCCUAGGCGCGCCUCCACUCGCGAACGCGUAG